Molecule: messenger RNA, 171 nt
Organism: Echinostoma caproni
Lineage: Eukaryota; Metazoa; Platyhelminthes; Trematoda; Plagiorchiida; Echinostomatidae
Source: the annotation of a GenBank genome assembly
GAGAGCCGGAUGACUGCAUUGGGCAGACAUAAUGGAGCUGCAGCGAAAGUGAUGGAGGAUAUCAGAGAGCUGGUAACAGACGAUGAAUUUGAGUUUGGUUUGGAUCGACAAGACUUGCAGAUUGCAUCUUUAGCCGGACACUUGAAACGAGGAUGUUUGGAAUAUCCGUAG